GAAACUAUCAACUUCAAACGUGAAGAUACGUAAGAAACACUUAGAAAAUGCAGAAUGAUGACGGUGACAGUUCCAGUUUGAGUAUUUACAAGUUUAGACGCAAAAUAGAUAGACCCGAUUUAUCAAUUAACCCUACUGCUAUAGGGCGCUUUUCGGAGGUACAAUCCCAUAACAUAUUGAUUGAGUUGGACGGGCAAAAGCGCCAGAGAACUUAUGCUAUACUUCAAGAACCCCGACCCGACUUUCACAGCAACAGGCUACGUUACGUGCUCUUAAUUUACACUAACUCUAUGUGGAAUCUGUUCAUUCUAUCAACCAUUUUCUUUGCAUACUUCUUAGAAACAUGUCUCUAUACGUUUAACAGACCACACGAAAGGUCUAUCUGGUUCAUCGUCCUAGUGCUAUUUUUGAACGCUGUGUUCACCAUAGAUGUCGCCAUUGUCUUCGGAUUGAAGUUCUUCGAAAAGUGGCGAAAGACACUAAACUUAGUGGAACCGGACACAAAGCGUGUAAUACUAGAUGCUGUUCUGGCAUUACCAUAUUCCUUUGUGUAUUUCAUGAAACCUCAAGAAUACACACCAUUUAGCUACCAUGCUGUCGCCCCAAUAAUGGCCACUAUACGUGUGUACAAAAUAAUUGAAUACUCCUACAGUAAAUCUUCACGAGCUGGAACCAACCAGUGGACUACGUUCUUGGCACAGUACCUUAUUCUGUUUUUAUUGGCAGUGCAUACUUGGACCUGUAUAUGGUACUUAUUUGCGCACAAACACUUUGAUAUACAUGAAAUACGGUCAUCCUGGUCUGUAGCUACUGUAAAACUUCCAACAGAAACAACGUUUGAUUGGUACUUUGUUGGUGCUUAUUGGUCUGUAUUAUUUUUUACGACAAACUCACUUGGAGAUAUUUAUCCUGUAACUACAUAUGAAAGAAUAGUAGCUGCGAUCGCCAUAUUACUAGGAUUUUUGCUAACGACUGUAGUGUUCGUUGGUUCUCUGACAUCACUGUUUAUUACCAUAACGACUAGACGAGCAAAGUAUGUAAGGCAAUUAAAGAAAAUACAAAAUCAUUUGUCAUUGAUAAAAAUGGAUCCUGAAACGACAAAGCGUAUUAUAAGAUAUUACGAGGAUCUUUGGUAUCAGAAAUCUGGCGUGUUUAAACCCAAGCUCAUGAAACUACUACCAGCUCCAUUGCAAAUGGAAAUUUUUUACGACCUUAAUGCGGUGCCUCUCUACAGUUCUUUGAUAUUCAGAAAACUUCCGGAAGCAUUCCUUAGAAGACUAUCUGUCAAAAUGACUCACCAGUUUUAUUUACCUGGCGACAUUGUUUAUAAUCACAAUCAAAACAAGACUAUUAUGAUUUGUGUCACAAGCGGCGUCUUAGAACUAUUAUCCGAUGAGGAUGACGAAAGCCCAAUGAUAUCUUUUGCUAAAGGAACAUGUUUCGGGGAAAUUUCAUUGGUGUAUAACAUACCAGCACGAUGUACAGUCAAAGCAGCGACAUACGUGGAAUGUCAAGUUCUUAGUAAGACAGACUUCAUUAAGUUGAUGAUAACUUAUCCUGAUAUAGUUGCUAAGAUUCGUAAAGAACUUCAAGAAAGAAUAUAUCGAAGUCAUUGCAGAAAACAAAAGCAGGGAAACGACAAUCAGUUAACUUUGAAUAUUUAUGCUUCCAAAGAUAGAAAGAAGAGCAGCAUUAAAUGCUUAAAAGACAAACUACGUUAUAUUCAAGGUUUUAGUGAUAUCGAAAAUUUCACAAAGGAUGAUGAACUUGAUGAAAAUUGUUUAGAUCUAUACAUUUUAUCGGAACACGUUAAAAAGCGUACUACUGCAUUUACCUGCUUAACUUCAAAUUUUCCUUGGAUCUUGGAAUCAGAUUGCUACCUCGUUAAAUAUUGGCAACUAUACAUGCUCAGCAUUGUGUUCUAUGUGUGCCUUCUUUAUCCUUAUUUUAUUGGUUUCAAAAGAGAAUUCCCAAGAGGAAUAUUCUUCUAUAUAGAAAUUGUCAUUACAAUUUCUUUAGUGUUAAAUGUGUUCAUAACCAUUGUCACUUCUGUGAAGACUAAAAAGAGAUACAUAAGAAAUUUUUUAAGCAUAUUAAAUUAUCGAAUGUAUACUUUGGGAUUUUAUAUGGAUGUCUUUGCUAUUAUUCCAUUCGAAUACAUUGUUACAAUACAUACAAAUGCAUCGUACCUAGAUAAUUACAGAAAUCAUUUGUUUUAUCUCUGUAAAGGCACUAAACUUUGCUUAGUGUGGAGAUUAUCAAGCUUUUUUGAUGAGUUGGAAAGGAAAUUGCUCGCGAAUACUAUAAUAGUUAAGAUUGUCAAGUAUUGUGUUUAUAUUGGAUUCAUCUGUUACUGGUCUGGCGUGAUUUUAUACAUGGAAUCAUGUUUCGUGAGUAGAUGUUCCAAAAAUUCGUGGUUCGCUAGUGCUUUGACCUGGGAAAAUCAAAGAAGCGGCGUGACAUCAAGCAAAACAAAAUAUCAUAUUCUAACCGCGACCUAUUUUGCUACUACUACAUUACUUUCCGUUGGCUAUGGUGAUUUUACUCCUGGUGAUCAAUUUGAUAUGGAAUUCGUAGCAUUUCUUAGUUUAUACGGAGUUUUGCUAACUGGAUAUUGUGUAUCUGAGUUUUCUGCUGUUGUGACACAUUGGUCUAGGACUAAGACAGCUUUUCUGGAAGUUAUUAUUACUAUGGAUAGAUUCAUGAAAGAAAAUAAUAUGCACUCGGCGAUAAAAUCGAGAAUCAUGUCCUUUUACGAGCUGCAGUGGCAGUAUAAUUCGGGUGUUGAACUAACUGGCGAAAAUUGGCUUGAGAGAACUGUAGUGCCUUCUGAGUUACGAAAAAAAGUGCUUCAUCAGGCGCGAUUCAGGACGCUUACUUCAAUUAGGUUCUUUCAAGUGAAAAAUAAAGCUUACAUUCAUACGCUAACAGAAACUGCCAGGGAUAUAAUCCUACCACCGGGAGAGAUAGUAUACUACGGCGGCACCGUUACACGAGAUCUGUAUAUAAUUGAGAGCGGUUAUUGUAUGGUGACAUCUAAGGAGAUGAGAGAAACUAAGAGGGAACGUGUCAUUGGCCCCGGGAACCAUCUGGGUUUAUUGGUGUUGUUAUAUGGCGUGCCCGCUGUCAGCACUGUAAUUACUCUGACACAUUGCAAACUGAUAAGUAUAAGUCAUUUCGCGUACACAUCAGCUUUGAAUCUGUUCCCGGAUAUGAGAGAACAUGAUGGAUUGCUCUUGCCAGAAGAACUAAAGAAAAUAGAGCAAAUAGCAAAAUCUCAAAAUACGGAUGCCUAUUUAAAGCAUUACAACCUUCUGACGGAAAAACGUAAUAAGAAACGGAUAACGAAUAUGCUGCAGGACUUCUUUAACAAUUCCUUUAUAAACGUUUUGGAGGAUUAUAGAAAAAGGAAGGAGAAAUAUUUGAAAUCAUACAAACAGUUCCAUGUAUUUAACAAUUUAUCUCCGUAUCUGCUGAUGCCGAUAGCGAUCAAGCCAGAUGGCGUCUUUAUUAAAAUAUGGGCUAUCCUAAGAGUGUGUGCUGCUUAUCUCCUGAGUUUGCUGAUUCCAAUUGUUAUUGCGACGGCUCCAACGUGCAAGCUUUUCAAUAUAGCAAUUGUAGUUUUGGAAUGUUUUUGCUACGUAGAUUUAUAUCUGAUGCUACACGUUGCCUUCUAUGGCCACAAAAAUCAACUUAUCUAUCACCCAUACCUAACUGCGAGAAAUUAUUUAAGGAGGACGUUCGUGGUAGAUCUUCUCACAUGUUUCCCGUGGUACGCCUUGUGGAAACUAUUUGUGCCAAAGCAUAAUGAAGGUCAUACUCUAGAUGACCAUCAAGCUAACGCCCAUAUGUACCAUUGUAUCAUCAGAAUGGUUAACGUGUUGCAAAUUUAUAAACUUUAUGCGGCAUUUUGGGCAGAGUCGAUCGGUGCUUUAAAAAGGGCAUAUUUGAUGAGCGUCGUCCAAUUCCUGCUAUUAACCCUUUUCUUUUUAAAUCUGUACACCUCAAUAUUAAUGACAAUGACGUGCAGAUAUGUAGUUGCAUAUGAUAACGAUGAUUUUGUUACAAAGCUUGAAAAGUUGUCCUUAGCGGGACCGUACAUGAAAACUACGUAUAACUUGAGAGGAAAUAUGAUUUGUAAACAAGGUUCUUGGAUAGAUGGUAGUAAAAUAUUUACAGACAACUAUCUAUCCCCAGACAAGGUUUAUUUGCUGGCUUACUAUUGGACAGCUGCGAGUUUCACUGGCGCAGGUUUUGGUGAUAUCACGGCCCAAGACACCUCCCACAUGUUACUCUCAAUUUGCAUUAACAUACACGGCGUUUUGUUUUUUGGCUACGUGUAUGCACGUAUAGCAUCAUUAAAAGCGAUGGCUGAUCAAGUGGUUACUACAUUCCAAGAGAAUUUGAAGCAUUUAGAGCUAUUUUUAAAUCGAGAGAAGGUACCUUAUCUGUUGAAAAAGUCUGUCAUCGACUACUGGAAAUAUCAAUGGAAAAGAACCGGGGGCUGGUCGCAUCAAAAAAUUUUGGGCAAACUACAUGCCAAUUUGAACGAAGACGCAGUUUUAUACAUGUACGAAAAAACAUUAAGAGAAAUACCGUUAUUUGAAGAUGUGGAGUAUUCUUUCUUUAGAGCUUUCGCGAAAAAACUUAAGGAGAGAUAUUUCCAAAAAGGCUACAUGGUGAUGAGAUCUAAUGAGGUCAUAAGUAACAUGUACAUUAUUUAUCGCGGUAAAGUGGAUAUAAUCAGUAACAUUAACGAAGUUGAAGCCUGUAUGGGGCCGGGAGGAAUUUUCGGAAAUAUUCGCGGUGCAUCAAAAUAUUUAACCAUGUCUAAUGUAAUGGCAUCAAGGAACACAGAUUUGUUGUGUAUUGAAGGCUCGGAUUUCUAUUCAUUAUUAAAGAGUUACCCCACAGUGUUGAGGAAGGUAAAAUAUUCAGUGGAUACUACAACGAAAGAUUAUGUUUUGCCAACGGUUAUGUCCGAAAAAUGUAGCAUGGAAAUAGAAACAUAUCCCCUAACGUAUGAAGCUGAUGAGGACGAUGAUGAAGAAAUAGACCCGAAUAUAUUUCUAGACAGCCCCGAUGACAAAAGUGUUGCCGAAUCUCACGGAUCAAGGUCUAUAACUUCUGGUGAUUACGCGGACUAUAUUUCAGCGAUUUGGCUGUUAUUUAAACCACACAGGUGGUUUCGUAGCAGUGUAGUUCCAGAUUCUACUUGGCUCACAUUUAUUGAUUAUUUAAUUAUGGCCCUCUCGUACAUGGACUUCUUGAUUCUUGUGUACCAAAUGGCAUUUCUGUCCAAUGCUUACUUCUUCUAUAUGUGCGUUGUGUUCGAUAUCAUCUUCUUGUAUAAAGCGUUCCUAGACAUGCACAGCGGCUAUAUGAACAGAUACGGUGAUUAUGUGUUGAACCCGAAGAAAGUGCGGAAAAUGUACUUUUCUAAGGUUUACCUGCGUAGACGUGACUUUCUAGUCAACUUACCGAUAUCAUACUUGGCAUUUUCAAUGACUUUACGUCCGUCGGUGCAGCACGCGUUAUUCUGCUAUUUGCGAACACCACAGCUGUUUAGGAUAUCAUACUUGUUCACAUAUCGACAGCAUAGGACGAUAAAUAUCGGAUCUGCGAACCUUUUCCUUAAAUUGACAACGAUUGCGAUAUGGGCAUCACUGCUAUCACAUGUAAACGCAUGUCUAUUUUUCAAACUGUCCUGUCUCACCCCAGUACAUUGCACAUCAGCUAAUUGGAUAUCAAAAGAGGAGUUGAAUUUACGAGGAAACUACGCCGAGAAAAACUUCUUCCCACUCUACAUAGCCUCGCUAUGGUACAUGUUUAACUUGCUUACCAUAACAGGGACCGGUGACGUAUCAUCCCAAAACGAUUUUGAAGUCAUUGAAACCAUAUUUAUAACAAUCAUUAUAAAAUUCUGCACAGGUCUCCUAAUAUCAGAAAUGUCAGCAAUGAUCACAGCACACUCGUCAUCACGUAUUGCGUACGACUACGGUAUAAACGAGUUGCGUGACGGUUUGCGUGAUACAGACCUCAGUGAUCAUCAAAUGAACAAGAUGUGGGACUAUGUGCGGGAAUUGUGGAAUCGACAACAGGGGAAACAGAUGCCAAUACUAGUUUACGAGUUACCAUUCCGUCUUCGUUGCCAAGUCAUGCAAGCAGUCUAUGGGAGUCAUAUAAGAGAAUCGCUCAUAUUCAGGAAGGCGGACGACGAUUUCAAACGGAUGCUAUCAAUGUGGCUUAAGCAUUGUGUGUUUUUUCCCGGAAACUAUAUCGUUCAACGUGGUGAUGCUGACCAGUCCAUAUACUUUAUACACAGGGGAGAGGUGGAAGUGUUAACAGUCCAUCAGAACCUAACCGAAUCCAUUUAUGAUAUCCUAGGACCAGAAGAUAGUUUUGGUGUGGCUCAGGGCUUAUUUGUGGGAGUGACUCACCACUUUUCCUUCCGAGCACGCACUGUCGUCGACAUUGUGUAUUUAAAGCUUGACGAAUGGAAAUAUUUACUGGAUUUCUACCCGUCGUCAGCGAAAAUUGUACAAAGAAAAGUUGAAAAUGUCUACUUAGCUAUUUAGCAAAUAAAUUAUAUAGGUACUAAAGGCAUGUUACACCACCAUCCGACAAACGUCGGAUAACCGCUAUGAAAGUUUUAAAACUUUCUUACUUUAUGUCAAGUGACAAAGACAAA
Molecule: messenger RNA, 6691 nt
Organism: Pararge aegeria (speckled wood butterfly)
Lineage: Eukaryota; Metazoa; Arthropoda; Insecta; Lepidoptera; Nymphalidae
Exons: 32
Coding region: 48-6578 (2176 amino acids)
Biological process (GO): monoatomic ion transport; transmembrane transport
Cellular component (GO): membrane
Molecular function (GO): protein-containing complex binding; monoatomic ion channel activity
Source: RefSeq, a predicted model, not a curated record